Acytostelium subglobosum LB1 is the source of this 762-nucleotide messenger RNA. RefSeq lists its product as hypothetical. Lineage: Eukaryota; Evosea; Eumycetozoa; Acytosteliales; Acytosteliaceae. The transcript has 2 exons. Gene Ontology annotation, biological process: cytoplasmic translation. The record is from RefSeq and is a predicted model, not a curated record. Gene Ontology annotation, cellular component: cytosolic large ribosomal subunit; ribosome. Bases 1 to 762 code for a protein of 253 amino acids. Gene Ontology annotation, molecular function: structural constituent of ribosome; RNA binding.
AUGAAGAAGAAAGAUACUCAAAGAAAAGGUAAAGCUGGUUCCGUGUUUGGUGCCCACACCCACGGCCGCAAGGGUUCCCCAUCCUUCCGCGCACUCGACUAUGCCGAGCGUAACGGAUACAUCAAGGGAGUGGUCUCUGAGAUCAUCCACGAUCCAGGCAGAGGAGCCCCACUUGCCCGUGUCAUCUUCAGAGACACCACCAGAUUCAGAAACGACAAGCAGUUGUUCAUCGCCCCCGAGGGAAUGUACACCGGCCAGUUCGUCUUUGCCGGCAAGAAGGCCACCCUGACCAUCGGCAACGUCCUCCCAAUCGGCAAGCUCCCAGAAGGUACCAUCGUCUGCAACCUCGAAGAGAAGGUUGGCGACUGUGGUUCGCUCGCCCGUUGCUCCGGAAACUACGCCACCGUCGUCUCCCACAACACUGACGAGGGUGUCACCCGUGUCAAGCUCCCAUCCGGCUCCAAGAAGAACAUCGCCUCCACUUGCCGUGCUAUGAUCGGUAUCGUCGCUGGUGGUGGUCGUAUCGACAAGCCAAUCCUCAAGGCCGGUCGUGCCUUCCACAAGUACAGAGUCAAGAAGAACAACUGGCCCAAGGUGCGUGGUGUUGCUAUGAACCCAGUCGAGCAUCCACACGGUGGUGGUAACCAUCAGCACAUUGGUCACGCUUCGACCACUAAGCGCGACGACCCAGCCGGAAAGAAGGUUGGUCUCAUUGCUGCCCGCAGAACCGGUAGAUUGAGAGGAAAGGUUUCCGAUGAGUAA